Molecule: messenger RNA, 552 nt
Organism: Chaetomium strumarium
Lineage: Eukaryota; Fungi; Ascomycota; Sordariomycetes; Sordariales; Chaetomiaceae
Product: mitochondrial 54S ribosomal protein YmL23
Exons: 2
Coding region: 1-552 (183 amino acids)
Biological process (GO): negative regulation of translation; translation
Cellular component (GO): mitochondrial large ribosomal subunit; ribosome
Molecular function (GO): mRNA binding; structural constituent of ribosome
Source: RefSeq, a predicted model, not a curated record
AUGUCACAAACGAUUGGAGCUACCAGACUAGCCUACUCAAGGGUAUGGCACCAUAUCUCGGCCUCGGCUCCCCAUCCAACCCUGAGCACGGUCAAGUCCCCUCCCGAAGCCGUCACUCCUCCAUCAUUAGGCCGUCUCGCCUCCCGCAUUGCAACCCUCCUCAUGGGUAAGCACAAGCCGACCUGGGACCCCUCAACCGACUGUGGCGACUACGUGGUGGUGACAAACUGCGCGGCGCUGUACACGACGGGCAAGAAGAAGUGGCGAAAGACAUACUACCGGCAUAACACACGACCGGGGUCCCUGCGGACGAUCACGAUGGACGUCCUGAUGGAGAAGUUCGGCGGCGCCGAAGUGCUGCGCAAGGCAGUCAGCGGCAUGUUGCCCAAGAACAGGCUGAGAGACAAGAGGCUUGCGCGCUUGAAGGCAUUCGAAGGCGAUGCCCACCCGUACAAGCAGAAUUUGAUCCGGUUUGGUGGGAAGGCUGUUGGUACGCCCGGGUGGGAGGAGAUGGCACGAGUCGUGAGGGAGGCAGACCAGGCGAGGGUAUAG